Priapulus caudatus is the source of this 1471-nucleotide messenger RNA. RefSeq names its product eukaryotic translation initiation factor 3 subunit E-like. The transcript is spliced from 13 exons. The coding region runs from base 17 to 1330 and encodes 437 amino acids. NCBI's taxonomy places the organism in Eukaryota, Metazoa, Priapulida, Priapulimorpha, Priapulimorphida, Priapulidae. Gene Ontology annotation, cellular component: cytoplasm; eukaryotic translation initiation factor 3 complex; nucleus. Gene Ontology annotation, biological process: translational initiation. The record is from RefSeq and is a predicted model, not a curated record. Gene Ontology annotation, molecular function: translation initiation factor activity.
UCACACGAGUGUUGCAAUGGCGGAGUUUGAUCUCACUACCCGUAUGGGGCAAUAUUUGGACCGGCAUUUGGUGUUUCCCUUGCUAGAAUUUCUAUCUGUAAAAGAGAUCUACGAUGAGAAGGAACUAUUGCGUGGCAAGCUGGAUCUGCUUAGCAACACCAACAUGGUGGAUUUUGCAAUGGAUGUGCACAAGGGCUUGUACCCUGGCAAUGACGUUCCAGCAGCAUUAAAGGACAAGCGUGGUCAGGUGGUCGGUCAGCUGAAACAGCUGCAGGCCGAGACGGAGCCAAUAGUAAAGGUGUUUGAAGACCCAGAGGUUACCAGGCAAAUCCAGACGUCUCGAGAUGGGCGACAAUUGUUUGAUUACCUAUCAAAGAACCAUGGGUUCAAAUCGUCUUGGCUGGAUACCUUAUAUCAAUUCGCGAAGUUCCAGUACGAGUGCGGAAAUUACUCAGGUGCUGCUGAGUAUCUAGACUUCUACAGAGUUCUAGCUCCGGGACACGACAAGAACUACCUGCCAGCAUUAUGGGGAAAACUCGCCUCGGAAAUCCUUAUGCAAAACUGGGACAAUGCCCUGGAGGAUCUAAACCGACUUAAGGACAUCAUCGACUCUAACACGUUUGGGUCGGCUCUGCAGUCACUGCAGCAGCGCACGUGGCUUGUGCACUGGAGUCUGUUUGUCUUCUUCAACCACCCGAAGGGACGCGACCUCAUCAUUGAUAUGUUCCUCUACCAGAGCCAGUAUUUGAAUGCCAUCCAAACAAUGUGCCCUCACAUUUUGCGAUACCUCACGACGGCCGUGAUCACGAACAAGCGCAGACGAACUGUUCUCAAAGACUUGGUGAAAGUAAUCCAACAGGAGUCGUAUACAUACAGGGAUCCAAUCACCGAGUUCCUGGAAUGCCUCUAUGUGAACUUUGACUUUGAUGGAGCGCAGGAGAAGCUGAGGAAGUGCGAAAGCGUUCUCAUAAACGACUUCUUCCUCGUCGCCUGCUUGGACGACUUUAUAGAGAAUGCACGUCUUUUCAUCUUCGAGACAUUCUGUAGAAUCCACCAGUGCAUCAGUAUCAAGAUGCUGGCAGAGAAGUUGAACAUGACUCCUGAAGAGGCCGAGCGGUGGAUCGUAAACCUGAUCAGAAACGCGCGGUUAGAUGCGAAGAUCGACUCCAAGCUGGGUCACGUGGUGAUGGGCGCUCAGGCUGUGUCCCCAUACCAGCAGGUGAUCGAAAAGACAAAGUCGCUGUCAUUCCGUUCGCAACUGCUAGCCAUGAAUAUCGAGAAAAAACUAGGAGCGAAGACUCAAGAAGGAGUGCCACAAUGGGGCGAGUAGUCAUUCUUACAUCUACAACAGAUCACUCUCCACAUCAUAGAGUACAGUCUGUACAAAGAAGCGAACACUUCCUUCCACCUUUAAUGUAAUCCGCCGCAAUGGAAAAGUGGUUAAUAGAAUUAUGGGCAUUUCCGAAUUUUA